Linum tenue is the source of this 390-nucleotide messenger RNA. NCBI's taxonomy places the organism in Eukaryota, Viridiplantae, Streptophyta, Magnoliopsida, Malpighiales, Linaceae. The record is from the annotation of a GenBank genome assembly.
AAGAUAGAUGUUGUGGAGAAGGUGUUUGGACCACAGAAGCAUGGUCAUAUAGUUGGGUAUGGAUGUGGGAUAACAACAAAGCAAUUAAAGGGGCGUAAAUCUAGAAGGGAUCCGGAAAUUGAAGAAAGGCUGCAGCAUCGUGAGGAGGAAAUAAUAGCUCUUCAAGGUGAAAAAGAAGCUCUUCAAGCUGAAAAGGAAGCAAUUGCAGUUGAAAAGGAAACAAUUGCAGCUGAGAAAGUUGCUUUACAACGUCGUAUGGAUACGAUGGAGGCUAAUUUUAGCUUCGAGCUAAGUCUUUUGAGAGAAAUGGUCAUGGCUCAACAAGCAACAACAUCUUUCCCAAAUAUGUCGCACAACAUCCAGAAUUCCAUCUAGUAAGAAUCAUUGGCA